Plectropomus leopardus (leopard coralgrouper) is the source of this 4146-nucleotide messenger RNA. RefSeq names its product MYB binding protein (P160) 1a (gene mybbp1a). Gene Ontology annotation, molecular function: RNA binding; sequence-specific DNA binding; transcription corepressor activity. Gene Ontology annotation, biological process: regulation of DNA-templated transcription. The record is from RefSeq and is a predicted model, not a curated record. Gene Ontology annotation, cellular component: nucleolus. NCBI's taxonomy places the organism in Eukaryota, Metazoa, Chordata, Actinopteri, Perciformes, Serranidae.
CAUGUGUAGUGUCGGUGUGAGGAGAUGUCUGUAGAGAUGGUGGAGCUCUCCGUGAAAACACCGGAGCCGGUCCGGCCGGCCGGGAUCCUGCAACAGAACCGCGUCUUCCUCGACUUCUUCUGGGACUUGGCCAAACCGGAUCAGGAGGUCCGGCUGAAGGCGGUGGAAAACCUGAUCCAGUACCUGAAGACCAACGAAAAGGCAGAUGAGUUGGAUUACACCUUUAAAAGGCUGGUGGACGGACUGGCUCACACACGAGAGGCCGCGAGACCUGGAUUCAGCCUGGCUCUGGGACAGGUCUUAAGUGCUUUUGGAGACGUUACCCUGCAGAGUAUACUCGACAGAAUCAAAGAAAAGUACAAUGUGCAGACGGUGAAAAAGAAACUUUUCAGAAAUGCUUUGUUUGGAAACUUGUUUGGCGUCCUCGCACUUCAUCAGUCUGGUCGCCUCUCUAAAGAGCCGCAGGUGGUGCUGGGAUGUGUGCAGCUCCUGCAGAGCCUCAGUCAGCGCAGACAACACCUGAAGGACCUGCCCACUAAGACCAUGACGGACAUCCUCAAUGAGAUCCCAGAGGCAGUGUUUGAGGAGGUGCUGCUGAGCUCUUUGCAAACUGAACUGGCAUCAGCGUUCAGUACUCCGGAGCAGCUGCAGCUGCUGCUGGUCGCUCUGCAGCGUUUCCCACAAACCCUCAAACCCAAGAAACUCAAGAAGCUGCUGGGCUCCUCGACCAUCAUCAACGCCGACAACAUCCCCAAGUUGACGGAGGUGUUGAAGAUGGCAGCUCGCUCGGUGAAGAAGGAGUGUGUCCUCCCAGCUGUGACCCUUGACCUCCUGAAGCUCUCUCUGAAGGAAGACAGUUUCCAGCUCUUCUGGAAUAACGCCAUCAUCGACGGCAUGUUUAAGGAGCCUCCGGGGCCCGCUCAUUACCUGGGCUUCCGUCUGCUGGGCAGCGCCCUGCCGCUGCUGUCUGAGGCUCAGCUGAAGGAGGUUUUGUCUGGAGAGGUGAUGAUGCACUAUGGCGAGCACGUGGUGUCUUCUCAGAAAAAGGAUCGCUUCAAGCUGUCCCCGGAGAUGGACACCUAUGUGUCGGACUUCCUGCAGGGCUGUCAGGAUGCCGACAAACAGCUAGCGGUGAUCAUUGGCUUCUCCUCGCUGACCAACCAGGGCUACCCGGUGGUGCCGUCGGUGUGGAGGGUGGUGCAGCACCUGCAGCCUGCAGCUCUGCAGCAGUACGUGGAGUGGCUGAAGAACAUGUUCCUGCAGCCGCAGCUCGACAAACUGCUGGACUUCAGCACUCGCAAGCAAAAGGACAAUCAGGAAGGAAAGGAACAGAGGGAGAACCCCGUGUUCCGCCUGAGGAAGUGGAUCGUUUCUCGGCUCUCCUCGAUCAUUGACAACCACCAGGUGAAGAAGCAGGAGGAGCUCAUCAUGGAUGUGGCCAGGUUUGUCUUUUUCCACGCGUUCUUCAGCUCCAAGAAGGCCUCAGGCGACAUCCCAGAGACGAAGGGGAAGCUCUCUGUCCCUCUGGACGAUAAAAGCAGAGAAGUGCUCAUCAGUUCUUUCUUUGGACUCCUCCUGUCCAUGCACCACCUGCCUCUGACAGAGGACUCGGCCGAAGGCGAGGCAGUCAACCUAAAGCGUGUGCAGGGCGUCACGGCCGAUGGCACCAUGUGGAUCUACCACCUGGUCCAGUACGCCCAAGUCCUCCUAACCCAGACAAAACACGUCCAGAGGAGCCAGCCCUUCAGCCCUGAGCAGAGACAGGCCUGGGACAGCAUGUUGGAGUCGGUGGCAAACCUGAAGAAGAAAGCAAAGAAAGGCCAGACUGCAGAGACGAUCGCGUUCCAGCAGCUCUUCCUGUUGGUCGGCAUGCACCUCUUUAAGGCUCCUGAAGAGCUGCUGGACAUCAUGAAGGACCUGCAGAGCUGCAUGGACAAAGCUCAGGAAAAAAAGGCCAAGAAGAAGAAGAAACAAGCCACACAGCAGGAGGAGGAGCCUGAGUGGGUGGAGGUGAUGGUGGACAUCUUGUUGUCUCUGCUGUCCCAGCCGAGCCGACACAUCAGACAGGUCUGCAGGACGGUCUUCUCGUCCAUCUGCCCGCAUGUUACUGCAGCGGCCCUCACUGCGAUCUUAGAUGUCCUGGACCCGGAGAAGGAUGAUGAGGACGCUGCUGUGGUCGUCACUGACGACAACAAAACCCAGAAGAAGAAACCAAGUGAGGACGAUGAUGAGGACGAUGAAGAGGAGAUGGAGGAGGACGAGUCUGACGGAUCAGAUGAUGACAAUGAUGAGGAUGAAGAUAAUGAGGCCAUGGAGGAAGAGGAGUCAGAGGAGGAGGAGGAGGAGGAGGAGGAGAUGGAACAGGGAGAGGUGGACCAAAGCUUCCGUUUGGAGCUGAUGAAGGUCCUGAAGCAGCAGAACGCUCUGGCCACAGAGGAGGACGGCAGCAGCGAUGAAGAUCUGGACGAUGACGCCAUGAUGGAGCUGGAUAAGGGCCUCGCAGCGCUGUUCUCAGAGCAGAAGAAGAAGAACCAGGCCAAGAAGGAUGAGAAGUCAAAAAUACAGAAAGAGAAGAUGCUGGUCCGAGACUUCAAAAUCAAGGUGCUGGACCUGGUUGAGGUGUUUGUGGCGCGGCAGGCUGGCAGUCCUCUUGUUUUGGGUUUGGUGGAGCCUCUUCUCGCCAUCAUCGACAGAGGAAUGACCUCCGGCAGCGACCAGCAGGAGCAGGACUUCCUCCGCCGAGCUGCAGGCAUCUUCAGGAAUGAGUUGUGUAGGUCCAAGGUUUACUGCAGGACCGCCGGGGACAGACAGGGGGAGCUCCACGACCUGCUGGAGAAACUGAUGACUAAAUCUCAGAAACUGUCCGACUCUUCAGUCUGCCUCUACUACUUCAGUGCGUCUCUGUAUGUGGUGAAAGUGCUGCGAGGAGCUCCACCUGCUGAGACCAAAGAGGAGCAGACAGCUGACGGAGCUGCAGCAAAUGACUUGAGAUUCAUGGGCAACGUAGAUGUGGAUCGGGUCUCCAAAAUCUUCAGUGAGGCUCUGAGCUCCUUCCUGGGCAAGAGGAAGAGCCCUCUGACCGCUCAGAUGUUCACAGACUUGUUCACCAGAUUCCCCGUUUUGUGUGUGAGGCUGUUGGAUACGGCUAUGCAGCACAUCACAUCUGGGGUCAGAGUUCACCAGCAGGGCCAAGCGUGUGUGUUGGUGUUGCGGGCGAUGCAGAGCAGAGAGGUUCAGCAGCUGCUGAGCAGCGCUCUGUGGACAGAGCUCUGUGUGAAGGUCUCAGGUCAGCUGGUCGAGAGUCUUCAGCAAGUUGGUCAAACUGACAGCAAAGUGGUGAAGGAGAAAGUGCUGAAAACCCUGGAGCUCUGUCAGUUCCUGGUCAAACACAUUCACUAUCAGAAGCUGUCUGUGGACCUGGAGCCCCUUCAGAAGGUCCUGCAGCCUCUGACCAGCCUCAUUGCUUUCAAGAAGACCGGCAAGCUGGAGGACACCUACUGGGCCGUUAUGAAACACUUUGGAGUCACGAAACCCAAAGUUGAAAAAACAAAACCCGACAAGCAGGAUGGCCAACAGCAAGGUCCCAAGAAGAAGAAAGGUUUCCUGCCAGAAACAAAGAAACGCAAAAAGCGCAACAAGCCUGUUUUAGAGCCAGCGGCGGCGGCAGCGGACAGCUCAACCUCCAAAGACAAACCAGCAGCAGACAAAGGACAAGCCAAAAAGAAACAUGACAAGAAAACAAAACAGAAACGACCGGCCGAUGGCGCCACAGCCAGUCAGCCCAACCCUGCCAAGAAGAGCAAGACGCAGCCCGAGAGCCAGACAGCCAAGAAGAAGAAGAACAAGAAGAAACAAAAACAGAAGAAAGAGGGAGGAGGGCAGACGUAAAGUGGACACUGCUAUUUAAGCGUUUAUUCCCUUUUAAAUAUGUUUUCUCGUCUGUUAAUUUUUCUUACUUGACUGUCCUGCGUGAACAAUAUGAAGAUAUCAGCAUUUCAGUGUGAGAUAUUAUUAUACAUAUUGAAAUCUUUAGAUUUGUGGGAUGUGAAUCAAGAUGGAUUAUUUUUCUAAUGUGUGACUGCUGUUAGAUUAGAAAAACAUGUCUCCAACAAUAAAUCCAUUUCUCUUCUUGGAAAUCCCUCAAAA